This is a messenger RNA of Pelobates fuscus (common spadefoot toad), 2901 nucleotides long. It is a transcript of the gene CCDC191, whose product is annotated as coiled-coil domain containing 191. The record is from RefSeq and is a predicted model, not a curated record. The transcript has 17 exons. Bases 1 to 2727 code for a protein of 908 amino acids. Lineage: Eukaryota; Metazoa; Chordata; Amphibia; Anura; Pelobatidae.
AUGAGACCGUCAGCAGCAGCCGCCAGGUCAGACCUUCAUCGGUGGAAACGGAUCAACCCAGCCCCCCCUACCAAGCCAGUGUUUGAUUACGAUAAUGUGGAGCACUGGAUUAAGAGAGUUGAACAGGCCUCAGAGUUUGCCGUGUCUGAAGUAUUCUCGGCUAAGAAGACUUUCCAGCGUGGGCAGAAAGCCAUGCGUCCUGCCUUGGACCUCGAGUCAGUGGAUCAGCUUCACGACCACGAUGACGCUUAUGCUGAAGCCCAGGACCUGCUGAGCGAAUGGAUGGGCACCAAGCUGAAGAUGGAGUUGGUCAGUGAGGACGAGGAAGACUCUGACAUUGUCCGUGCCCAGAUAAACCCUCCUCAGCAACCCCAGCCAGACUUUGUCAAAUACAACAGGUUUGACGAUCUCUAUGAAUAUCUGGAGCAGGAAGCAGAGAGUACAACGGCUCAGGAUUUCCUGCAGGAUCUACUCCAAAAACAAGUGGUGGAUUCUGGGAUCCUAGAAAACCUAAUGAGAGACCAGAACUGCAAGAAGCAGCGAGACCCAAGACUUACGAUAGAGUUGCGGCACCAACAGGUAAAGGAGAACCGGGACAAGCGUCAGAAAGAGCAGGAGAAGAAAAGGCAAGAAAAAGCCUUAAAGAAAGCUGCAAUGGCCCAGGCUCAGGUGAUGGUCCAGGAAGAAUCCAAGCAGAAGGCCAUGAAGAUCAAGAAAGAAGAGGAGGAAAUCCAGAAGAUGGUGGUGAAGCUCCGGAAGGAUAUGACUGAGCGCAGGAAGGCCAUGGAUGAGGUUAGGAAAAUUGAGUGGAAGAAGAAGGAGAUUGAAAGCAGCAGGAAGCUCCAGGAGAGGAUGGAGACCCAGCGGGACACCCAGAAAGAGGAGGACGAGAGGAGAAAGCUGCAGAAACAGUCCAGGAUUAAGGAUCUGCUGGGUCAGGUGUACGCGGAGAACCGCAGGUGCCUCCAAAAGAGUUUCUCUGGCUGGUAUAAAUUGGUCUUGGAGCGCCGGUUGAAGAUGGGGAAAUCCAGGGCUCUUGCUGACUGGAAGUGUCAGCUGCGAGUAUUCAGAGCUUGGAGAGACUAUGUGUGGGCCAAAAAGCUGGAAGCGGAGACCCAGAAGAUGGAGAUGGACCUGAGAGAUCAGAAUAGGAAGCAGCAGCUGGCAGUGGAAAGCUACCGCAAGCGGAUCCUGCGGCAUUGCUUUGUGGAUUGGCAGCUGUGGUGUCGAGCAGAGAAAGACAAGAGAGAACUGGAAGCUCAGAAAGAGGAGACAAAGCGGAAGAUGGCGGCCUUGCUGGAAGCAGCCUCCUCUUUAGUGACUCCAAAAGACACCAGUGCAAAUCAGAGGGAUGUGGGGAGAUCUUCAUCCAGGGAGCUAAAGGUUGAAGAGAAUAAUGGAUCAGAGAAUGGGCAAAAAACCCCGGGAGACGUAAACAAGAACAUACCUGGUCAAUCACCCAACGUCCCUAAACAUGCAUGGCAAAUCACACGGAAACAUGCAGAACUGAGCUCCGAGGAGCUGGACCAACUCCCUCUACAAUCCUCCAAGAACACCCCCGGGCUCCAGAGGGGCCCCAACAAAAAGGCCCCUAAUUACGGUGAGUUUUUUGAGAACCGACAUACCUUCCAGCAACAGCUGAUAGAGGAACAGAGGCAGCAGCUCCAAGAGCAAAAGGACAUGAUCCUGGGGUUAAUGGAGAACCAGAGACUGAUUAUAUCGAGGCAGGAAGCUGCAAGAGCCACUACCUUCACCACAGAGCUGUCCAGUAAGGGGACCACCAGGAAAGGGAACAACCAGGGGGCAGAAGGACCCCCAGCCUUGAACCCAGGUCCUCCCAGUGUUUCAUGUCCGUCUGUCCAUCUUGGAAAAACAAACACUAGGGCAUCACCAAGCACCGUGUCUACAGCAAGGAGUUUCACUGUGCCCACAAUAUCCCCUCAUCCCGCGGUCAAAGCAAUGGAAGAGAGAGCAGCGCAGAGAUUGGAAAGGAAGAGAGAACUUGAGGAAACAAGACGGCGACGGGAGGAGGAAAAACUGGCCCAGCUUAAAGCGGCAGAAGAAGAGCGUCUGCAGAGGGAGGCCGAUGAAAGGGAGGCCCAAUUAGAAAGGAAAAAAGAAGAGAAAAGACUACAGAAACAGAGGGAGCAGGAGAAGCAGAUGAGGCUGCAGAAGGAGCAGGGGAUGCAGGAGAAAGCCAGGGCCCACUAUGAUAAGACCCUGCUGAGGCACAGAGGCUUGGAACCCUGGAAGAAGCUGAUGGCAAAAUCCCGACUGGCCAUGGAGCAUGCGGAGGGACAUCACAGCUCAGUAAUUGUGAGAGGUUGUCUGGUGGGCUGGCAUCAAGCAACGAAGGACAUUUUGUCCAGUAAAGUCUCCCGUGCCGAUGAAUUGUGGACAUCAAUACUGUUACGGAGAAGCUUCCGACAAUGGAUUAAGUACAAGGACUACCUGUCCAUCCUGGAAGACCGAGCAGAGAGGCACCAUGUGACCAUGCUCCGCAGGAAGGUUUUUGUGGCAUGGCUGGACUUGGUCCAAGAAGAGAAGAUGGCAUUAUGGGAAAAGCAGAGGAUUGCAGCGGAGCAUAACCAGAGGCGAAUACUGCUGACAGCAUUCAGAACAUGGAGAAAGUUUCCAAAGUUAAUGCGAGAACUGAAGUUGAAGGAGGAACGAAGAGAACUGUUAAGGAAGAAAGUGGCAGAAAUUCUACCUGAUUUUAGGGCAUGAGCAGCAGUACCUGCCACGUAGUCUCUCGAUAGGCCAAGGCAAGCUAAACCCCUUUCUCACUAGGACAAGGCAGGUUGGCCCUCUCUUUCUCUGCUGGUAUGGGUUGGCAUUCCCUUGCUUGGCCAGCUGAGCUGGGCCCUCUCUCCAGGCCAGUCCGUGAGAACUUCAUUUCCU